Molecule: messenger RNA, 225 nt
Organism: Blepharisma stoltei
Lineage: Eukaryota; Ciliophora; Heterotrichea; Heterotrichida; Blepharismidae
Source: the annotation of a GenBank genome assembly
AUGCAUGGAUUUUUUACCAGCAAUUCUUCAUAUAAACUUUCAUUAGCAAUUGGAGAUGCAAAUUUUAUUAUUCGGAAUAAAAUGUGGCCACAGGUAAGGCCUGUCGUGAUUGCCCAAAAAACUCCUAUGCUAUAUGUCAUUAUUGCAAGCAUGAGUAGAUAUGAUAAAGUAACCCAUAGAAAAAAUAAACUCACAUUUCCUAAAUUAAGCAAUAUUGUAGUGUAA